This is a messenger RNA of Liolophura sinensis, 2926 nucleotides long. RefSeq lists its product as uncharacterized. The transcript has 20 exons. The record is from RefSeq and is a predicted model, not a curated record. Lineage: Eukaryota; Metazoa; Mollusca; Polyplacophora; Chitonida; Chitonidae. The coding region runs from base 113 to 2554 and encodes 813 amino acids.
ACCGUCUGAAUGGAUGUGGGUGUGUAGUGCCCGUCAAAACAAGACGAAACAAGGUAGUGAACAGAGUGUAUGAAGACAUGAGCAGGGAAAACCUCCAGGGAUAAAUGUGGAGAUGUUGAGUAUGAGUGAAGAAGAAGGUGUGCCAUUAAGCCCCCCUCCUCCUAGGACAUUUGACAGUGAUCUGUUUGAUGCUUAUGGUGAAGCAGCCUUUCAAACCCACAUCAAUCAUGCCUUGGGAGCCAGGAUGAACCUAGCUGGCAGGUCAGGAAAUGAGUUCAGUGACUUUCAGUUGCCUCCAAUCGAGCCAGGGAGAUGUCUCUCACCAACUUCUGUCUGGCAGGCUCGAGGCACUAAAAACAGAAGCGGACAAGUUAUGCGGAAGCCAAAAUCUAAAUUGAGGACAAGUAUGACCAGCAGUAUGAGGACUAACACCCCAGAUGAGCAAAACCCUGAAUCCAUUCCCUUCCAGCCACAGAAUUUCAUGUCUUCCACAAGGCUCAAGAAAGUUCACAUUUCCAAGAGACAUUUGGAUACAUUUGGCGGCCCAGAGUAUUCCAUCCCUUCCAAGAGGGGAAUCAUCCUUCAUUCUGACAGAUACAGUUGGGAGGGGGCAAGGCCAUUAGAUGGAUCAAUAAGCCAACGUGAUCGAAUGAGAUUAGAGAUAGAUUAUAUAGAAAAGCUUCGAGGGCUGAAGAAACGCAAAGAAGUAUGGCCACACAGAGCAGAAAUGGACCUUUUGAUGGCUGGCAGGAGAAUAGAGUUUGAGGAGAGGUUUGAUCUAAAUGGAGAACUUCAGCACUUGAAAUCACUGGUAAUGCCUGAUGCUGCCAAGGAUCUCUUCCAUGGGAAAGGCAUCAAACUUCCUGGAAACCAUGCAUCGAUCAAACCACGCCCAAACAGGACUUACAUGGAAAUGUAUGCUGAUGUAUCUGCGUCAGCUCCAUCAGGCCUGCGUUCACUCAAUCCCAAGUUGGCCCUGGACCCUGAUAUCAGACGAGGCUGGUCCAACACCCAGGGGCUGUCAGGACGUUCAGACAAACCCGGACUCCUACCCAGCAUCAACAGAAAUAACAGCUUACGUCUAGACUCACCUUUUGUCACAGGUAUUGGUCCCGUGUCAGAGACAGCUGUGUCCCUCUCUCAGGCUCGCCGUGUCACUAAAGGUCGUAAGCCCUCCCAGCCCCCAGGGUCUAUCCUGCCCCAGAGUAAGCCGUCGCCUCUCCCCAGACUAGAGCUCCUCCCAACCCACAGCUACAGUGCCUCAGGAGAGGCAGACCCAACCAGAGAACCUUCACUGUCACCUUUACCUAAGACAACUUUUCCACCAAUGAACAGUGUCAGCCAUCCACAGUCUGACAACCAAGAGAAAAACAACUCUGAUCAGUUAAAGGAGACUGCGAGAUCCCCCAUGCCACAGACAGUCUCGCCUGAUUCACAAAAGACAGAUAAUACAGCACUUAUUGUUGGAAAUGUGGAUCUUCAGAAUGAUGAUCCAGCAGCUAACGUGGGAAUUGGAGAGCAGGAGAUUGAUGAUACACCAAAUGAUGAUGGGAAUGUGAAUCAGCAGGAAAAUGAUCCAGCAGCUGACGUGGGAAUUGGAGAGCAGGAGGUUGAUGAUAAAGUGGAUUAUGAUGGGAAGGUGAAUCAGCAGGAAAAUGAUCCAGCAGCUGACGUGGGAAUUGGAGAGCAGGAGGUUGAUGAUAAAGUGGAUUAUGAUGGGAAGGUGAAUCAGCAGGAAAAUGAUCCAGCAGCUGACGUGGGAAUUGGAGAGCAGGAGGUUGAUGAUAAAGUGGAUUAUGAUGGGAAGGUGAAUCAGCAGGAAAAUGAUCCAGCACCUAAUGUGGGAAUUGGGGAGCAUGAGAAUGAUGAUACAGCAGAUGAUGCUGGGAACAAAGAGCAGGAUGUGCAGCAAGAUGAAAGAGUAAGUUCGCCAUUUCCAGCUGAAGAGGUUGAAGAUGCAGAGGGGACACUUGCGUCAGGGGAGAUAACUCAACAGAAAUCUCCUGUCAACCCACUACAGGGAGCAGAUGUUGAUGAGUUAGUGUCUGUUGGAGAGAGGACAGAGCUCACAGAAACCUUCCAGAGACUGGAUACAGAUAUGGAUGGUCAUAUUCAAUAUGAAAAGCUGAUUGACCAGCUUCCAGUACCAAGUCACCAGGAACAAUAUUUAAAACAGGUUUAUGACAUCUCCAGCUCUCAAAGCUUUUUUGGUGUGGAUGAAUUCAUAACAAUGAAUGCUCUAGCUAAUACAGUCAAAGAUCUAAGUGGUCCACCUGCUGAUGCCUUCAAUGUGUUAGAUCCAGCUUCCCUAGAGAUGUCUUUUCUCAGAUAUGUUGAGUUGUUUCACUCUGUUGAUCGCAUAAAGAAAGGAUACAUCUCUAUGAAUUCACUGAAAGAAAUUUUAUCUACGACUUUGGAGAAGGACUUAAUGACAGAGGAGCAGCUGUGGACCGAGAUUGUUCACAACAUAAAUAAGGUGGAGGAGGAAAGACUCAGUAAGGUGGAGUUUCUCAGUCUUAUCCCAUAUUUCAUCAGCCUUUCAACAACUGUGUAAAGGGACAGGGGUGAAGGGUUAAGGAUACCCUACACUGACAUAACACAGGCUGAUCAUUGGAUCAGGUGUCUGACAGACCUCAGCCUAAUAACAUCCAGUAACCAUUCAAGCAAGAGACGACCAAAGUGGCGUCUGAUUAAAGUGGUGUCUGAUUGGAAUCUCACUGCACAGUGCCAAGUAGCGGGUGCCUAGUGACUGGAUCCAUUUCAGUAAAACGGGGGAGAGGAAGAAGCGAUGGACUCAUGUGUAUUGUAUCAGUGUGGAUAUGAAGAUCUAGUGGCAAGAUGGUAGAGUAUGGCUCUUGUGCUGGUCUGCAAUUAGCUUAUGGUAGUACAGAUAAGACAACCAGUAAACAUAGAUGAUGUACUGUAA